This is a messenger RNA of Lodderomyces parapsilosis, 3120 nucleotides long. RefSeq lists its product as uncharacterized. Bases 1 to 3120 code for a protein of 1039 amino acids. The transcript has a single exon. The record is from RefSeq and is a predicted model, not a curated record. Lineage: Eukaryota; Fungi; Ascomycota; Pichiomycetes; Serinales; Debaryomycetaceae.
AUGGACUUUGAAGAACGUUUAGCAAGAGCAGAAAGAUCAGACUCACCUUCAUUAGUUGGCGCGUCGAUGAGAUCAGCAGAUGACUCACCACACAAGAAUUACAUUCAUCCAGAAAAGUAUGUGUCGUCAAGAGCUGAAUCGAGAUCAAAAUCAAGAACAAGAUCAAGUAAAUUGAAACUGUCAGUCACUGCAUCUUUAGAUGAUUUGAUCAACGAGGGUGCAUUAUUAGGCUCAGAGGAAGACUUUGAUAAGUUUUUAGAUGACGAUGGUACGGUGAAACACGAGGCAAAAUACACCAAUAAAUUGGACGAAGAAGGAAUUGAGGAAGAGGAUGAGGGGAAAGAGAGUGUUGAGCCGGAAGAGAUUCAGCAAAAAAUUGAAAAGGCAAUUGAGCAAGAAGAACCAUUGAGAGGAAGAAAAGCGAAAGUGGUGGAGGAAAAGAAUUUGGAAAAGGAACCUACUGAAAAGGAAUCGAAACCGACUGGUUCCAAGAAUGCAGCUUUGUCAUUUUAUAAACAAGAUGACUACUCGACUCCAAAUUUGUCAGAUUAUCAAUUGGAUCAAAACAUCACUGACCAUAACGAUUUUGUUAACCAUGUUCAAUCGUAUGAUUUAGAAAAGUUACCCCGAUCAAAUCUGUCUUUGGGAGACGAGGAAAAGACCGCGGCAUUGUCAAGACCUCGACCCCACACUACACUUUCAUCAGCUCAACAGCAAAGGUUGGAGAGUAGUUUGCACCCUUUUCAUACUGAUAGACCUAGAUCGAGGUCAAGAUCUUCGAACCCAUCAUCACGGAUAGCCGCACGCUCGUCGUCUUCCUCGUCAUCCUCAAGACACUUGGCUAGGGGAGACUCGUACAAGAAUGUUCAUAGCGAUGAACCUUCCAAAUAUGAGUUACCAGCUGAUUUUUCUACCGAUGAAGUGAAGGAGUCACACGAGGCGGAGGAAGAGGACAGAGGUAGAGCUGCUAGACCAACAAUGGGAGAUUCGAUUGCUGCUGCCGAGGCUAGGAAAUCUCGAGCCGAGAAUGAUCCGUUUGUGCCCGAGUAUGCGUCCAAUCCAAUUAGCAGAGAGCCAUCUUUGGUGACAACUGGAGAUUACACCAAUUUUGAAGUUGACAAUCCUCGUACGCCAGCUAAACACAAACCCAAUACUCGAUUUAUCAGGUCCAGCUCAAGUCACCCAAUGGAUGAAAAAAAUGAUUCCAAUGUUGAUGGAUUAAAAGAGGAAGGUGCUUUAGUGACCGAUGACCCAUAUGCCUCAAUCGAUCAGUUGGACAGUUUGAUGGAGGAGGUGUUGCAAGGGUUUUCUAAACACUCAGAAACAAAAGUCGAGGACGAGAAGACAGGUUCAGAGAAGGAUAAGAAGACAGGUUCAGAGAAGGAUGAGAAGACAGGUUCAGAGAAGGAUGAGAAGACAGAUUCAGAGAAGGAUGUGGCAACUAAAGCGGAGGAACCUUUGACAAAGAAGACUGCUGCCUCUGCUAACUCCUCUGAAGAGUUUAGGAAGAAGGAAGACGUUAAUACCGUUGAAGACGACCUCGCUUCGGUCGAUAAGGAAGAUAAGGAAGACAAGGAACCAAGCUUAGAUGAAACUUUGAAAGAAGGUGUAGAGAAAAAGGAAACUAAUUCAGAUCCUUCAGAGUCCGCGGCUACUGAAAAGGAGGAGACCUCAGAUUCAAAAGAAGUGGCCGCGAAGGGCACUAAUGAAACCACAAACGAAGAUGUCAUUCAGAAGGAUGCAAAGCGUGCAGAAGUUGAAGGGAACGAAAAGGAUGAUGCCGAUACAACAGGCUUGAAAGAAGAGGGAGUUUUGACCAGUGAAGAUCCCCUUGAACGAGUUGAAGAGAGUGAGUUGAGAGAAGGUGUGUCUAUUAGUGACUUGGGUACAAAAAAGUCAGAGGCAACAGAAGAAAGCAAAGGACAUGACAGAGCCAAGUUGGAAGCUAGUAAUGCAAAACUAGAAGAUAACUUGAUUCAAGGUUCACUCAAUACCGACGGUCCAGCUGAUUUGGAGAAGAUUGAGAAAGAAGAAAAAGAGGGGCUUAAGGAAAAUGAGGAUGAAAAGAAAAAAGAAGCAGAAGGAAAGAUUCCUAAAGAUGAAGAAGCUGAGUUGGACUCAGCCAAGAAGAAUGAACCAAACUUAAUUGUUGGAGGAAAUGAGGAAAGUGAGCGAGUCGAGCAAAAGGAAUCAAAUGAAUCUGUUGCAAAAAAAUCGGUGGAUGAUAAGGCACCAUUUAAAGAGGCCAGCACUGCACAAGAAGCCACCGAGGACUUGUCUCUGAAAGGCCAGCAGGACGAUGAAUUGCAAGCUGGAAAGAAGGAUACCGACUCAGAACACAAAGCUGACGCUGUCCAACUGGAUUCAUCUGGUAAACUUUUAGAAGGUACUCUCAAUGCCAAUGGUCCAGAAGAAUUGAAAGGCGACGUUAAAGGGUCAAAAUCAAUCGAGGAAACCAAAACUACUGCCGAUACUGAAGCUAAGAAGGAAGAACUGUCUAAAAUCGUCGAACCAGUGGAGACUGAACCAAAAAAAGGAAAUACAACUAAGGAGGCUGAACAGGAAGUCGAACUCUCUGAAGAGACUCCAGAACCAAGUGUAGCUGACACUGCUUCUCUGGAUGAUAUUUCUAAGAAAGCUGAAUCUAAGGAAGAAAACACCGAGUCCGCUGAAGAAAAGAAAGCCAUUGAGCUGAUUGACGACGGCAGCAAGUCAACAGUGGACUCCGCCGCUGCUACCGCGCAUGAGGUGACAUCAUUACCGAGUUCAAAGAAAGAUGAUCCACCUAUUGAUGAGUUUGACGAUUUAGAAGACAUUUCUCCCGAGGAAAUUCGCAAACAUCUUGAAUCACAACCUAUUUACAUCUUUACAUCAUUAGCGGGUGGUGCGCAAAUUAUCCCACGUACCAAUCGAUUAGCCACCAUUUUGCAAGCCAAUGGAAUUAAAUUUGAGUAUAGAGAUUUGGGUACUGAUGAAGAAGCGAAAAAAAUUUGGCGUAGACAAGCUUCAGGAAAGACCUUGCCUGGUGUGGUUAGAGGUGAUGAUUAUGUUGGCAAUUGGCAAGAAAUCGAUGAAGCUAAUGAAGAGUAUCAAGUCAAGGAUUUAUUGUAUAGUUUUUGA